This is a messenger RNA of Psilocybe cubensis, 1191 nucleotides long. RefSeq lists its product as uncharacterized. The coding region runs from base 1 to 1191 and encodes 396 amino acids. Gene Ontology annotation, molecular function: monooxygenase activity; iron ion binding; oxidoreductase activity, acting on paired donors, with incorporation or reduction of molecular oxygen. NCBI's taxonomy places the organism in Eukaryota, Fungi, Basidiomycota, Agaricomycetes, Agaricales, Agrocybaceae. The transcript is spliced from 10 exons. The record is from RefSeq and is a predicted model, not a curated record.
AUGGUUGCGGAAGGGUAUCAAAAGCACUACGGGAAUGUGUUCAAAGUGUCCACGAUGGCGAGGUGGAUGGUCAUACUGAGCGGGCCUCAGAUGCUGGAAGACAUACGACGCGCAACGGACGAGCAACUGUCGCUCAAAGACACCGUCUUGAAGACUCUGCAGACGGAUUAUACGAUAGGGGUGCACACCCGCCUCGAUCCGUACCACAUCAAAGUCGUCCGAUCGCCGCUCACACAUUGGGUCACUGUGACAGCGUGUGAUGCUUCGAGAGAGGUUGUUUGUCGAUCAAGCAACCGUCUUUUCGUUGGACUACCGCUCUGCAGAGAUCCGGAUUACAGGUCAUUAAACGAACAUUUCUCAAUGGAAGUCAUUACGCAAGCUCAACUCAUUAACCUCUUCCCAUCUUUCAUGAAGCCUAUCGUAGGACGUCUUAUAUCAAAGAAUAAAAGUAAUCUUCGUCGUGUUGUCUCUCAUGUCGGGCAGAUACUACAUGAUCGCCUCGAAAUGCUCAACCACAAUGACAGAGAAAACGAGAUUAAUCAGCCGAACGACCUGAUCAGUUGGCUGUUAGAAGAGGCGAAAGGGCCUCAAAGGACAAUUGAUGACUUGCCUGCCCGAAUUCUCAACAUCAAUUUUGCGUCAAUCCACAGUACUUCAAUGGGUCUGACCAGCAUCUUGUUCGAUUUGUGCAUGUACCCAGAGUAUAUAGAACCUAUGAGAGAGGAGGUCAGCGCGAUCGUCAAGGCGGAGGGUUGGACCAAAUCAAGCUUGGCAAAAAUGAGGAAGGUGGAUAGCUUUGUCAAAGAAUCUCAGCGGCUAAAUACCAGCUCUUGUAUGUGCCUUGAGUAUUCAGUUUUGAUGGAUAGGAAAAAUACUAAUGGAUAUGAAGUCUCAGCAAUGCGAAAGGCGCUCAAAGAUUUCACAUUUUCCAACGGCGUUACUGUUCCAGCUGGAACUUAUAUAGCAUUUGCUGCGCUUCCUACUCAUCUUGACGAGAGAAAUUAUGACAACGCCAAAGAAUUUCAAGGGUUCAGAUUUAUUGAUAUACGGGACGAAGAGGCUGAAGGAACAAAGCACCAGAUCGUAUCAAUCAAUUCCGAGUUUCUCAUCUUUGGAACAGGCCGCCAUGCAUGGACCAGCAGAAAUUCUGUAGAACGUCUCAGUGUCUAUCAGAAUGCGAAAUCAGAUUAA